This is a messenger RNA of Rhopalosiphum maidis (corn leaf aphid), 755 nucleotides long. It is a transcript of the gene Ak6, whose product is annotated as adenylate kinase isoenzyme 6. Gene Ontology annotation, molecular function: AMP kinase activity; ATP binding; ATP hydrolysis activity. Lineage: Eukaryota; Metazoa; Arthropoda; Insecta; Hemiptera; Aphididae. The transcript is spliced from 4 exons. Gene Ontology annotation, cellular component: nucleus; cytoplasm. Bases 129 to 656 code for a protein of 175 amino acids. The record is from RefSeq and is a predicted model, not a curated record.
UUUGAUUUGAGGUUAGAGUUCAAACUCUUAAUUUCGGUUAUCAGCUAUAAUUUCUUAUCAAGGGCUCAAACUGUAUCCAUCCCGGUUUACUUAAGUUUUUGUAGUGUGUACCAAAUCAAUUUUUAAAAAUGAGAAGAAAACCAAAUAUUCUAAUUACUGGUACACCUGGUGUAGGAAAAUCAAAACUGUGUAAAGAAUUAAUUCGAAAUGGAUUAGAUAUGGAAUGGAUUGAAGUUGGUCAAGUAGCUAAGCAGUGUAAUUGUUAUUCUGGAUAUGAUGAAGAAUUGGAAUGCCAUAUACUCGAUGAAGACAAAGUUUUGGACGAAUUAGAAUCAAGAAUGGAAGAAGGAGGUAAAAUAAUUGAUUAUCAUGGUUGUGAUUUCUUUCCUGAGCGUUGGUUUGAUGUAGUAUUCGUAUUGAGAACUAAUAAUACAUUAUUGUUUGAUCGCCUUGAAAAAAGAGGAUAUUCAACUAAAAAACUUCAAAAGAAUAUUGAAUGUGAAAUAUUCCAAACUUUACUUGAAGAAGCUAUGGAAUCAUAUGAUAACAAUAUUGUAAAUGAGUUAUGUAAUGAAACCUUUGCAGAUAUGGAACGGAAUAUCACUCAAAUAAGUGCUUGGGUAAACCAAUGGAUUAAAGAUAAUGUUAAUAAAUAAAGUAAAAUGUAUUAAUAUUUGUUUAUUUCAACAAAUAUAACUUGUUUAAUAUAAUAUACCUAUUAUAAAACUGAAACUGUUAUUUAAUAAAUAAUUUAA